GUUACAUUUCAGAUGUAACAUCCUGCCCCAUUUUGUGGUGACUGUUACUUUGGUCAAGACACCCCAAGUGGAAUUAAACUCAGGAUCUGAGAAACAGAGUCACAGUGAGAGGAUGGGAAAUAAUUUCAUGAGAGAAAUCAGUUGCUUGAAAGACAAUCAAAAGGAGCUUGGGAAGGUAAGCCCAGACGUGAAAAGAAAACGGCAGGAAGUGACUACAUUUGAGAUAGAAAAUCAAGGUCAAGAUAAGAAAAGUAAAGAUGUUCCAUUCACUUCUAAUCAGGAAAAUGAGAAUGUCAGUGGUUGUGAAGAAGUAUGCUACACUGUCAUUAAUCAUAGGCCCUAUCGGAGACCCUCCCUGAACUCCAGUGAUGAUGGUUAUGAGAACAUCACAAAGACAGUGAGACCAUUAAGAGAAGGGCCAGAAACAGAAUAUGCCCUGCUCAAGAAACCUUGCACUAUCAGGUCUUCUUCCUGUACAGCUGAGAAUGAUUACGAAAUUGUGCUUCCUCACUAGAAUACUCCUGCCUCAUCAUCUUCCAGUAAUAAAGAUGACCAAAUGGUGACCUCCAGGGGAGUCUUUCUCUUUCAGCAGUACAUGCAACUUUUAUUUCUGGCAAGAUUUUAGAAAUGAUAUUCUUUCACUGUACCACAUUAAGAAACUGAAACAUCUCGUCAAUGUGGUUUGGGUAAAGCCACAUAAGUUGAUAUAAUGAUAUAGAAUAUUUGACCUCUUUUUGUUUGUAAGGUUUAAGGAUGUGGAAAUUGUAGGGGGGAUCCUCCUUAGAACAAUAAACAUCUAUACAUAUGUGAC
Capra hircus (goat) is the source of this 811-nucleotide messenger RNA. RefSeq names its product germinal center associated signaling and motility like (gene GCSAML). The transcript has 5 exons. Gene Ontology annotation, biological process: regulation of B cell receptor signaling pathway; regulation of lymphocyte migration. The record is from RefSeq and is a predicted model, not a curated record. Bases 113 to 514 code for a protein of 133 amino acids. Lineage: Eukaryota; Metazoa; Chordata; Mammalia; Artiodactyla; Bovidae.